This is a messenger RNA of Periconia digitata, 3228 nucleotides long. Lineage: Eukaryota; Fungi; Ascomycota; Dothideomycetes; Pleosporales; Periconiaceae. The record is from the annotation of a GenBank genome assembly.
UUCUCCAGCCCAACUAUCUUUACUCGCCGACUGCUACACGUUGUUACAUCAUCGACGCACACAUUAGACAUCUUCAAUGUCUAUACCGAGGAACCUACGCCUGUGCCCAAUCGGGCUAGCGCUGCUAUUACUCCGCAAUCCUCAGUCUUCUUACCCCACGUUGAGCUUACGCCAACCCGCUCGUUGCUCAACUCUAUCAUCAUCGCUCUCGUAUAUCCGCAAUUCUUUUCCGGAUGGCUAGCUAAUGACUUUCCAAUCACAUCUCGCGUACAGCAAACUUCUUGUAUAUCCAAAGUUUGUACAUUCACACCCACCAUUGUUACUUUCACAGUUCAUCGUAUCAUCUGUGUACAUAUGUACCUCGAUAAUAGUCAUCACAUUAUUAUAUAGCUGUACGCCGCUAUAUCCAAUCCAAGUAACGAUGCCGAGCACUUUUGAGAUCGGAAUACCUCUUACAUCACCAAUCGUCCCGUAUCUUGAGGCCUAACGGGUCCACCCGGAGUGGAAAAAUUCUUGACCGGACGAACACCAGGUUUCCCACCAUCAAUGCCCACUUUUCAGCUCCCGCAUCGCCUUUGUUGCCCAAGACUAACCGUCAUCAUGGCAAGGCCAAGCGAUAUCGAACAGCUGUGCCCCGCCCUCACACCUCACCCACCUGCCUCAUUCAGCCUCGAGCUCCCUGUCUUCUGGAAGCUAUGCCUGUUCUCUAUUGCUUGUCCUUCACCUUGGGAGCCGCAAAGGCGCCUUAGCUAUCACCACCCAUGCCAUUGACGUUAUCCCGCUUUGAUCCCACUCGCUAUUCGUUGCUGCUUGCUUUCUGCUUAAAUCUCAACCUAUGCCCCGCUGCUGCCUAUCGCCUGCUAUCCUUUCCGGAGCAUCCUCAUUCCCCUUGAUUGUGCCAUGAAGUCUAUUCUCGUUCUGUUGGGUGCAAUUGGCGCUCAGGCGUGUCAGCGUGAUUUGAAUCUUGCUCACGGGCAUCGUCAUGUCAAGAGACAAGACACUACCGCCGCUUUCCCUCCAGCUCUCGAUGCCAAUGAGCAAAUCUUGAUCAAUUCUUUCGACAACACCUCCAUCUCAGAAUGGUCAUACUACUACACUCAUGGCAAUCAUAUUGCUGGUCUGAACAAGACAAUGGCUCAAUGGACAGCUGACAAGUGGACUGAAUAUGGGUUCGCGUCUCGACUAGACGAGUACUAUGUCUUUCUCAACUACCCGGUAUCCCACUCGCUCUCAUUGACUUAUGCGAAUGGCUCCGUUCAUACUGCUUCGCUCACCGAAGACGUACUGGAGGAAGAUGACACAUCGAGCUACCCUGACCGCAUCCCUACUUUCCACGGCUACUCUUUUACCGGCAAUGCAUCAGCCGAAUACGUCUACGUAGGCCGUGGACAACAGGUCGACUUCAACCGCCUAGAGGCUCUGGGUGUCGAGCUCGAGGGCAAGAUUGCCUUGGCCAAAUACGGUGGACCCUUCCGAGGUCUCAAAGUUAAGAAUGCCCAGGAGCACGGCAUGAUCGGCGCUGUUCUCUUCGUCGAUCCCGCUGAUGAUGGUAAUAUGACCGAAGCCAAGGGCAUCGAGGCUUACCCUAAUGGGCCCGCUAGGAACCCUUCCUCUGUGCAAAGAGGUAGUGUUCAGUUCCUUAGUAUUUAUCCCGGAGACCCCACGACGCCAGGCUAUACUUCAAAGCAUGACUCGCCUCGGGCAGAUAAGAGUGGGAGUGUUCCUCAUAUCCCAUCUAUACCCAUCUCAUGGGUUGAUGCACAGCCUCUCCUUCAAGCCUUGAACGGAUACGGUACAAAUGGCACUGAUGUUAACCGCACCGGAUGGGUUGGAGCAAUUCCAGGUGCCACGUACAGCACAGGAGUGGGUUCGGGAGCUCGUCUUUCGAUGUCCAACAUCAUGAACGACACCUACAACCCAAUCUGGAAUGCGGUCGGUAUUAUCAACGGAACUAACGAAGAUGAGGUUCUCGUUAUUGGAAACCACCGUGAUGCAUGGAUUGUGGGUGGCGCUGCGGAUCCAAACUCUGGAAGUGCGGUUUUGAUCGAGCUUGCUAAAGCUUUCUCCGCUUUGUCUGAGACUGGAUGGAAGCCCCUGCGAACAAUCGUUCUUGCUUCAUGGGACGCAGAAGAGUACGGACUAGUCGGGAGCACUGAGUGGGUCGAAGAAUAUAUCCCCUGGCUUAAGACAGCUGCAAUCAGUUACCUGAACAUCGAUGUGGCUGUUUCCGGUCCGAUUCCCGACUUCUCAGCGACGCCCGACCUCCACCGAAUUGCAACCUCCACCAUGAAGAAAGUAGUCUACCCCUUCCACGGGGCAACCAACAACACGCUCUACGACGUCUGGACCAGCAUCAGCGGUGGUGAAAUCGGUGUCCUCGGCAGCGGAAGCGACUACACAGCCUUCCUACACCGCGGAAUCGCAGCCAUAGACAUGGGCGCUGGACCGGGCCCCAACGAUCCAGUAUACCACUACCACAGCAACUACGACUCCUACCACUGGAUGUCCACAUUCGGCGAUCCAGGAUUCCACACCCACAAAGCAUUCGGCCAGUACCUCACUCUCCUCGCCUACCACAUGUCCACCGAUCCCGUCCUCCCCCUCGAACCAGAAGACUACGUCCCAGAACUCCGAACCUACUUCUCAGACCUCGAGGAAACACUCGCCUCCUACGAACCCCCCGCCGCCUCAAACUCCACAACCUCCUCACCAACGACUCUCGACCUCUCCGCCCUAGAAUCCGCAAUCUCUACAUUCGCGACCGCCGCAGAGGAAUUCUCCGCGCUCCGCGCGCAAGCGAUUGCUUCCAACGAUACCGCACUGCUCACCGUGACCAACCACAAAGCGCGCGACUUCUCGCGCGGCUUCACCUCGCAAGGGGGCUUGCCUGGCCGCGAGUUUUUUCAAAACCUGCUGUUUGCGCCGGGUUUGGAUACCGGGUAUGCGCCUGUUACUUAUCCGGCUAUCACGGAGAGUGUGACGUUUGCGGAUGAUUUCGACAGGGCGCAGCUUUGGGUUGGGAAGACUGCGCAGGCGAUUUUGGUUGCCGCGGGCAUGUUGAGGACGUAGCGUUGUUUUUUUCUUUGCGGUCACCCCUGGGUGGUGGGGGUGGUUUUGAUGAUUGAUGGGUACUACGAUCAAAUGUGUAUUUAGGUUUAAUGUUUUGAAUGAUAAUAUGUGUGGUUUGUGUGAGAAGAGUACGGGCUGGGAUUGUGAUAUCUGCCGUUU